AUGUUCACUUCUACCUCACAGGGCUCUACCACAGGGCUAUGCGGUCCGGCCCACGCCCAACAAGGCAGGAUCUUCUCUAGCGUACAGCCCCACGCUUCCAAAUGCUCUCUCCAUCGACGCCGUUCACGUCCCCCCGCAGAUAUGCGCUACCUUCGGCCGCCGUUGCCGCCUGCCAUGGCUCCGCGCCCGCAGCGAAGCACACUUCCUCCCGCCCUCACCUGUUCACUGGCCUUGUUGACGGCCUUUGCAAUCAUCAGCGUCUCCCUCCUCGGCGUCUUCCCCACAGACUUCAAAGCCCCGCUCUACGUAACACAGAAGGACCUCACUACGGAGGGGCUCGGCGCUGCGCUCAUGCACUUGCGCAAGACUACAGUGCUUACACAUCAGCUCGGCAGCUGCCUUAAGGUCCCUGGUAUCAAAUCCACACAUGGAUACUACGUCCGCCAGUUCUUCCCGAAAUGCUCCGCGGCUCUGCCUUGGGGGCCCUCUGCGUGCCGCGUCAAGACCGUUCUCACGAAAACAGGCUGGAAGUAUUGGAUGGAGGGGGAGGGAGAUGUCCCCUUGAACCGCCUCGGAUCUUGCCGCACCAUUCACGUCAUCAACCCUGACCUGAGAGAUUAUGAGAAUCGAUACAACACUACCGCGUUUCUCGUUCAAAACCUCAAGGUGAGGGAUGAACAUCCGCUGAACUGCACUGGCAUCGACGCCGUCUUCCAUUACCGCUACGGCGACAUCGCCCGCGACCGGAGGCAGCGUGUGAGCAAGCAGGUGCACUACCAUGCUGUGCAUCGACUCAUUUCUUCGGGCAAGGUCUCGCCCUCAUCGCUGCUCAUUGUCACAGAUCUCACUGGGAAGAAGCACAUUGAAGGCCAGUUUCCGGGGGCAAGAUUUUUUACAAAGAAUGAUCCCGCAGCACUGAAACAGUGCGCCGGGAAGGCCACAAAGUUUAUUGGCGGCGGGAGCACAUAUGCCUAUGUAUGCUUCCAGAUGAUCAGGCCGAAUAUUGUGUAUACUGCCAACGUGAACGCUAAAUCUAGAGUGAGGUAUCCAAGAAAUAUGACGGUUGACAUAGCGAUGUGAGGACACCUUUAGACUAGAAGAGAUUUCGCUCUUGUAGAUGAGGGCCGUUCCUAACUCGCAGAGUCGCGAUCAGGAGAAUACAUCCAAAUGCGACCCAGAUGGUGAGACGUUUUGGCCUUGGAAUCGUCGCACAGUGGCUCUGGAACAUGAGAUGGCCACAUCUCUGGCUGCAUGUCCACUAUAAAAGUUUAUUUGUUUUCC
Molecule: messenger RNA, 1281 nt
Organism: Chondrus crispus (carragheen)
Lineage: Eukaryota; Rhodophyta; Florideophyceae; Gigartinales; Gigartinaceae
Exons: 2
Coding region: 1-1080 (359 amino acids)
Source: RefSeq, a predicted model, not a curated record